AUGUCUCAACAACAUUCUGUUGAAAAAACUGAUGUAUUAUUCAUUAAUAAUAAUAAGGGGUUUUCAGGGAGCAUAGAUUUUAACACAACAAAGAUUCGUCUUCAAGAUGCACUUAAAACUACAUCAUAUGAGCAUUCAGAAAGAGUAUUUCGAGAUAUUGAUGCAACUUUUGUUACAUUCAAAGCAUUAACUCAACUCAAAAUGGAAACAUAUACCCACAAUGAUGGUAGAACUCAAUUCUUAUUAUGUCUUUAUGGAACUAUUCCAAUUACAUAUCGGUCAACAUCUUACAAUAUUCCUAUCGCACUAUGGAUUCCAACUGAAUACCCAAAGACUGCACCUUUUGCUUUCGUAGUCCCCACACCUAAUAUGCUGGUAAUGCCUUCUCAAUAUAUUGAUGUAAGUGGUAGAUGUCAUCACCCAUAUUUACAAAAUUGGGGAAAUCAAAACGAGGAACCAAAUAUUGUUACAUUUUGUUCAAUUCUACAAGCAGUAUUUAGUCAAACUCCACCGGUAGUUACAAAACUCACAACACCACAACAUUCUACACAUCCUCCUCCUUUACCUAAAUCUCCAAAUCUAUCACCUGCAUUACUACAAUCUAGAAAUCACAGUUACAGUGUGCCACCACCUGUUUUUCCUUUCCUUCCUCAACAAUAUAAUUUUUCACCAUCAAUAUCUGGUCAGCGGACACUUCAACCAUUUCCACUACCACGUUCUUUAGAACCACAACCAAGCAUACUUGAUGCACCACCAGUGGUCAUAUCACAACCUGUACCAUUACCUAAAACACAAAAUCCUGAACUGAUCAAUUUACAAAUUAUGGUUUAUGAUAAAGUGAGAAGGAAAUGUGAAGAAUAUGUUGAGAUAGCAUCACCAGAAUUUCACAUGAUAAUGUCUAUUGGUGAAAAACUUAAUCAGAAUCAGAUAUUGAUUGAAGAAGAAAGGAAACAAUUAUUUGAGUGUGAGACAAAAAUAAAGAAAAAAACUGAAAUUUUGAAAAAUAAAAUUUCAGAAAUUGAUAAACUUAUUGAACAUGUUAAAAAUAUGCCCGAAAUAUCAGUUGAUGAUAUAUUAUGUGGAUCCACCAUUGAAAAUGCAAUUGAAGAUGCAAUUUACUAUUUGGGAAGAACAUUAAAUUCUGAAAGAAUAGAUUUAAAUACUUACAUGAAGAAUAUUCGAACUCUUGCAAAGGAGCAAUUUAUGAGGCGGGCAUUGAUUCUUAAAAUUCGUAAACAAAUAGGAUUGGAUCUUGUAUAA
Molecule: messenger RNA, 1260 nt
Organism: Entrophospora sp. SA101
Lineage: Eukaryota; Fungi; Glomeromycota; Glomeromycetes; Entrophosporales; Entrophosporaceae
Source: the annotation of a GenBank genome assembly